AUGAGUAAUAGUCAAGACAAACACAUUUUAGAGGAAGAUAUAACUCAUAACUCUAGUAACUAAUGGAUUUUAAGUUAUCUUACUUAAAUUUGUUCUUAUAAACCCUCUAUGAAUGAAAUAGUAAAAGAAUGCUUAAAUUAGAUUUUAAAAUAUGACAUGUACAACAGCGAUAUACUGAGAUACAUAUCUUAUAUUUAUGAAAGUUUGAAAAAUGAAAAAGAAUCACUAUUUUUCUUAGAGCAAUCUUUGAAAUUAAAUCCUAAAUCACCUUAAACACUUAAUAAUAUUGGAUAAUUAAUUAGAGCUUCUAUGAAAGAUCAUAUAAAAUGUAUUGAGAAAUGUUAAAAGGCCAUAAAAAUAAAUCCUAAGAUAGUAAAUGCAUAUUAUAACAUGGGUUUAGCGUUUUAGAAAUGUUAUAAGAAUUCAAUAGUUGGAAAAAAGUUAAAAACCCCAUAUCAAAAGUUGUAUGCUUUGUUAAAGUAAUAAAAUAAAUAUUAAGAAGCAGAGUAUUGUAUGAUAAUUUCAAUAAGUUUUUAUUUAAAAUUUGAAUGCUAACUAGCCUUCUUUCUUUUUUUAUUUUGUUUUGUUAGAAUUUAUCAGAUCUACCUGUGA
This is a messenger RNA of Tetrahymena thermophila SB210, 612 nucleotides long. Its product is annotated as tetratricopeptide repeat protein. Gene Ontology annotation, biological process: cell division. Gene Ontology annotation, molecular function: protein binding. Lineage: Eukaryota; Ciliophora; Oligohymenophorea; Hymenostomatida; Tetrahymenidae. The record is from RefSeq and is a predicted model, not a curated record. The transcript has 2 exons.